Molecule: messenger RNA, 239 nt
Organism: Racocetra persica
Lineage: Eukaryota; Fungi; Glomeromycota; Glomeromycetes; Diversisporales; Gigasporaceae
Source: the annotation of a GenBank genome assembly
CAGAACAUGAACUCGAAUUAAAUAUAUACUUAUUGUUAAUUUUAAAAGACCUUAUUACAGAAAAAAAUGAACAAAUAAAUUCUAUUGAUCUAGCUAUAACAAAUCAAAAAGACAUUGGGACAGAAUUAGUUAACAAAAUUAAUGAUACACCUCAAUCAAAUUCCCUCAUAAUAAGGUCUCAUACAUAUGCUCAGGAAAAAAAGAGUUCAUUUUUCGAGCAUGUUAGCAUUACACAAUGA